Drosophila miranda is the source of this 2356-nucleotide messenger RNA. RefSeq names its product vang-like protein 1. Lineage: Eukaryota; Metazoa; Arthropoda; Insecta; Diptera; Drosophilidae. Bases 379 to 2154 code for a protein of 591 amino acids. The record is from RefSeq and is a predicted model, not a curated record. Gene Ontology annotation, cellular component: plasma membrane. The transcript has 2 exons. Gene Ontology annotation, biological process: multicellular organism development; establishment of planar polarity; Wnt signaling pathway, planar cell polarity pathway.
UUUGCGGCCACACUGCGUCGGGGGUGAAGCAAAUUCGGGACCAAAAGAAAAUAAAAAGCGAAAAUGUGCGUGAAAUAGUGAAAAUGUGAAUGAAACUAUUGUGCACACGAACAGUGGUGAUAAUGUGUUGCGUUAUUAGUUAGAAGGACUCCAUUAAAACGCUUCAAAACGUCUCUAAUGCGUACACAUCGAACGGCGUCUGCCACCGACCCGACUCCGCCCUGCAUACCUACAUAUGUACAUAUGAAAAACCUGCUGCCGUCGGCCGUAAUUACAGUUAGACACUAAAAUAGCUGCACGGUCAGGUUGAGAUAAUUAAGGAACAAAGCGAGAGCGCAGCGACUGGACUGCAUUGCCCACGCACGCGUUCCAAUUGCAAUGGAAAACGAAUCCGUCAAGUCGGAACAUAGUGGACGCUCAAGACGGUCGCGAAAUCACAACAACAAUAGUAGUAAUAGCGGUGCUGGUAGUGGAGGCGGUGGUGGCGGCGGAGGAGGAGGAGGAGGCGGAAGUGUGAACAACGGCUACCACAGGGAGCGAGAUCGUUCCCGUCAUUCCCAUCGCAGCACGCAUUCGUCCAAGUCGGGCAAGGGUUUCCAACGUGGCGAUAUGGCACCCUAUCAGACCAGUGUUAACAUGACCGGUGACGAGAGUCGUGACGGCCAGGAGGUUAUAGAAGUGCAGAUUCUACCCCAGGAUGAGAACUGGGGAGAGAAUACCACGGCCGUCACUGGCAACACCUCCGAGCAGAGUAUAUCCAUGGAGGACAUUAACAAUAUGUGGCAUCGUGAGAGCGACAAAGGAUUCGGCUUCGCCUGCCGCCGCUAUGUAGAGUCCAGCUUCUACUUUCUUCUUGGCUGUGGGGCCUUCUUCUCGCCGGUGGCCAUGGUGGUGAUGCCGCACGUUGGAUUCUUCCCGUCGGCCUUUGAUCGUCCGGAGCUCACACAGACGGUGCGCACCCAGGCGCACCUCCUGGCCUGCAGUGAGCAAUGCAAGGGCCAGCUUGUGUCGCUGGCUGCUCGCUUGCUGCUCCUGGCCAUCGGCCUGUGGGCGGUAUUCAUGCGGCGCACUUCAGCCACAAUGCCGCGCUUUUUUCUAUAUCGGGCAAUUGUCCUCCUCCUGGUUACUAUCUGCACAUUCGCCUAUUGGUUCUUUUACAUCGUGCAGGUCACGAAUGGAGCCAAGAUUGUGGUGGAAACCGGCGGCGAUGCUGUCGACUACAAGUCGCUGGUGGCCUACGCCACAAACUUUGUGGACACGCUGCUGUUCAUCCACUACGUGGCCGUGGUCUUGCUGGAGCUGCGUCACCAGCAGCCCAGCUACUAUGUCAAGAUCAUACGUUCUCCCGACGGAGUGUCGCGCUCUUAUAUGCUCGGUCAGCUAAGCAUACAGAGGGCUGCCGUCUGGAUGCUCCAGCACUACUACGUCGACUUUCCCAUCUUCAAUCCGUAUCUGGAGCGCAUUCCCAUUUCGAUCUCCAAGUCGCAACGCAACAAAAUAUCGAACAGCUUCAAGUACUACGAGGUGGAUGGUGUCAGCAACUCGCAGCAGCAGAGUCAGAGUCGAGCCGUUUUAGCCGCCAAUGCCAGGCGGCGCGACUCCUCGCACAACGAACGUUUCUACGAGGAGCACGAGUACGAGCGACGGGUCGAGAAGCGUCGCGCUCGCCUCAUCACCGCUGCCGAGGAGGCCUUCACCCACAUCAAGCGCAUACACAACGAGCCCGCCCCAGCCCUGCCGCUGGAUCCACAGGAGGCUGCGUCAGCAGUCUUUCCAUCAAUGGCCCGAGCUUUGCAGAAGUAUUUACGAGUGACCCGACAACAGCCACGGCACACAUUUGAGAGCAUACUCAAGCAUUUGGCCCACUGUCUGAAGCAUGAUCUGUCGCCCCGAGCCUUCCUGGAACCAUAUCUGACCGAGUCGCCGGUGAUGCAGAGCGAGAAGGAGCGUCCUUGGGUUCAGUCGUGGUCCCUGAUCUGCGAUGAGAUCGUCUCCCGGCCCAUUGGCAACGAGUGCACGUUCCAGUUGAUACAAAACGAUGUCUCCCUCAUGGUCACCGUGCACAAGCUGCCGGAUUUCAACCUGGCCGAGGAAGUGGUCGAUCCAAAGAGCAACAAGUUUGUCCUCAAGCUCAACUCGGAGACCUCCGUAUGACACCAUCACAAUGCACCGCCCAUAAUCACGCCCACGCACAGCAAUCGUACACAAUCGUCCUACCUGCAUGUGUCUGAUGGCCUGUUGUGUCAUAAAGAUUUCCUCAUUCCUGGAUGGAUUUCCAAUGAAUUAUUGUAUUUUAUACGCCUAUGUAUAUGUAUAUCUAUAUCAUCGCAAGAAUCAAGCCCAAUUGGAUCAUCAA